Messenger RNA from Paramacrobiotus metropolitanus, 1162 nucleotides. Its product is annotated as phospholipase A2-like. Bases 83 to 553 code for a protein of 156 amino acids. The transcript has 2 exons. The record is from RefSeq and is a predicted model, not a curated record. NCBI's taxonomy places the organism in Eukaryota, Metazoa, Tardigrada, Eutardigrada, Parachela, Macrobiotidae. Gene Ontology annotation, biological process: lipid catabolic process; arachidonate secretion; phospholipid metabolic process. Gene Ontology annotation, molecular function: calcium ion binding; A2-type glycerophospholipase activity.
AGCGCAGCUGCACAUCACGCGUGGCGAACUAGCAACUCGCUGCUUUAAGUUGGCACAUGUACGCUGCAUUCUGAUAUCCACGAUGUCCAGUAUGCCCGGCAUCUGGCAACUGGUGCUAUUAUACAUCUCCGGUGUGCAUGUAAGCGGUGUGUUCGGGAAUACAUUUGACCUGUACCAGAUCAUCAAGUGUGAAAAUCCCCAGUUUGACCCGAAAAUUAUCGGCUGGUUCUACGGGUGUUACUGUGGGCCGGGAGGAGCGGGGACACCUGUUGAUCCCAUUGACAAAUGCUGCCAACAGCACGACCAGUGCUAUCAGCAGAUGGAGUCGUCCGACGGAUGCGGAAUGUACUGGCCACUGCUGUCCAGUGUCAGCUACAGUUGCGCCAGCCAGAAAGCUAUAUGCCAGGACAGCCAACCGUGCAAACACGCCCAAUGCCAAUGUGAUACGCAACUGGCACACUGUCUCAACGGAAUCACCACACCGUCCAAACGGGCCCAAUGCAAAGAUUACUUCCGAUCUCAGAAACCAGGACUAAGUUGGCUAACACAUUAGCAUUCAACUGCAGCACAUAAUCAAAGCUUAAAACUUUUCCAUUACAAAAGCUAACAAAGGCAUGGUGUUUCAUGAUGUAAUAGUUUCUCUAUUUGUUUCCUCUUGCAAUACAUCAGUUUUAUCCUCCUCCUCGGCGGUCGGCGUAUCCGCUUGUCCGUUGACAGUAAAACCUUUCCUUCGAGGCACGCAGGCGUCCAGAGCUUGUUCCCACGAAUUUGUUUCAUUGAAUCGCAUGAGAAUUUCGUACACCUGAUUCAGCGUCAGAAUGGUGUUUCCGUGUGAUGCCGAACGCUUCAUAUGCUCAGCAAUGGGAAGACGCACCGACUGGCAGUUGAGCGCCUGGGCCCGCGACAAACUGACUUGUCGUUUCGGCGUCCCGUCCACCAGGCCCCCGAUGACGUACACUUUGCUGGGAUCGAUACGCUCCAAGAUAUUGGGGGAAUCGGGCGACAUGUAGACUAAUUCCUCUUUUUGGAAUACUUUCUCCAAUGGGUCCUCAAAGACUUUUAUCUGCGCAGCGGCAAAACAAGUGUGAAAAACCAUUGUGAGCUAUGUGUACAAUUAGCCAACCGUUAUGUGCUACCGAAGCUGACGAUGCAUACGACAUGC